AUGGAGCAACGAGCCCGCAUCCCUGUCUCACCACCAAUUGCUAACCCCCUCCCUUCGUAUUGGCACAACCCAAAAUCACCUCUUGCAAAUGCCACUGAAUCCAAUAAAGAUAAUCUCACAAAGCCUUACGACUAUGCCAUAGUCGGCUCCGGCAUCUCCGGCACCAUGAUCGCAUACAAUCUUCUCCAGUCUCGACCAGGUGCACGCAUUGUAAUGCUUGAAGCGCGCGAGGCCUGUUCUGGCGCCACAGGUCGCAAUGGGGGCCACACUAAAGCAGCGAGCUACCGGACCUACUUGCAACACGUGGAAGAGCUCGGCAAGCAAGAAGCACUCAAGAUUGCCAGACUAGAGUAUGCGAACAUUGUCGAGACGCAUCGCAUGGCCGAGCAACUGGGCCUGGACUGCGAAAGUAGACUUUGCAACACAGUCGAUGUCAUCUACGAUAAGCCCACUUUUGAGAUGGGUAAAACGGCAAUCCAGGCGCUGCGCACUCAUGCCGAGGCGGAUAAAAAGGAAGUCGGUAAAGCGGCGUGGUAUCAUGUCUACGAAGAUGCGGCGGAAGUUCAGAGAAAGUUUUUUGUUGCACCGGAAAACUCUAAUCCCGCAUUACAAGAGAAGGAAAAGGUCGCAGGUGCCUUUGAGUAUCUGGCUGGGCGGGUUCAUGCGUAUCGCUUCACGACUGGUGUCUUGUCAGAGUGUGUCGAGAAAGGGCUGCAGCUGUGUACCAACACGACUGUGCACAAGAUACAACCCUCUCAGCACACUAGCAAAGAGAAUAAUACUAGAUGGGAACUCAUCACGCAGCACAAUACCAUCGCAGCCGAUCAUGUCAUUGUAGCAGCGAAUGGGUACACUCCAUACAUCAUGAAGGAGCUACAAGGCGCCAUUGUCCCCAUGCGCGGCCAAAUCACGGUCCAGCGCCCAGGAAACGCAACCAAACUGCCUGCUCCACUGCCGACAACAUACUCAUUCAUCUCUGGCGAAGGUUACGAGUACAUGAUCCCGCGACCGGUCCAAGAAGGAGGACAGCACAUUGUCAUUGGAGGGGGUCUGCGUCGCCUUCCAGCCGAUGGCGCAAGCGAGUUUGGCAUCGUCGAUGAUGGGUCGUUGAACCCAAGCAUCUCGGAAUACCUUCGCGAGACCCUCAAAUGCUAUCAUGGCACCGAAAACUGGGGCGAAUCCUCUGAUGGCGAAGAGUCCAAACGGGUUGUACAAGAGUGGACGGGAAUCAUGGGCGCAACAGCUGAUGGACGACCUUUUGUUGGUGAGGUUCCGGGCAAAAAGGGCAUGUGGAUAUCAGCGGGCUUCAAUGGUCAUGGUAUGGUGCUGUGCCUGAAAUCAGCCGAGGCACUAGUCAAGAUGAUUGGAACAGGUGGGGCUCAAGAGAAGCCGGAAUGGUUUCCAGAAAGCUUUUUGAUGACGAAAGAGAGGUUGGACAAGUGCCAUUUCAGAGGUCGGACAGAUAUCAAGCUAUGA
This is a messenger RNA of Exserohilum turcica Et28A, 1476 nucleotides long. RefSeq lists its product as uncharacterized. The transcript has a single exon. The record is from RefSeq and is a predicted model, not a curated record. Bases 1 to 1476 code for a protein of 491 amino acids. Lineage: Eukaryota; Fungi; Ascomycota; Dothideomycetes; Pleosporales; Pleosporaceae. Gene Ontology annotation, cellular component: cytoplasm. Gene Ontology annotation, molecular function: oxidoreductase activity.